Molecule: messenger RNA, 2301 nt
Organism: Rana temporaria (common frog)
Lineage: Eukaryota; Metazoa; Chordata; Amphibia; Anura; Ranidae
Gene: ZBTB48
Product: zinc finger and BTB domain containing 48
Exons: 11
Coding region: 104-2212 (702 amino acids)
Biological process (GO): regulation of transcription by RNA polymerase II
Cellular component (GO): nucleus
Molecular function (GO): RNA polymerase II cis-regulatory region sequence-specific DNA binding; protein binding; DNA-binding transcription factor activity, RNA polymerase II-specific
Source: RefSeq, a predicted model, not a curated record
UGAAAAUCCCGGACGUCACGUGACAUGAGAUCUCGCGAUCUCGGGCGGACACAGAGGAACCUUCCUUGGAGGUGCAGAGACUGAGCCGGGGGACUGGCAGGUCAUGGAUAAUGUGUUCAUCCAGCACAGCAUCAAGGUCCUCCAAGCCCUCAACAAGCAGAGAGAAGCGGGCCGCUACUGCGAUGCCACCCUCGUCGUUGGCGAUCUUCAGUUUAAAGCCCACUGGAGUAUCCUGGCUUGCAGCAGCCCGUUCUUCCAGAGCCUUUAUGGAGACGGCCGCUCCCCAAACAUUAUCCUCCAUGAACGCUUCUCGGAGGUCAUGGGCCUCCUCCUGGAUUUCCUCUACACGGGGGAGCUGACUCUGUCCCAUCACAAUGUGGACAAGGUCCUCUCGGCCUCCAAGGAAUUGGGUGUUUUUGAAGCUGUUGAGGUCUGUGAACGGUUCCAGCCAAAGUGUUUUGAGCCCGUUGAUCGGACUGAAGAUUUUUUCCAACAGUCUGGAACGUUGGAGACUUUGAACGGACACCUGAAAGAGGCGGAGGAGUCGGAUGGAGAGGAUACGCUAAAGGGAAUAUCGGAGCUCGGCAACGUGCUGGCGGACAGUGAAGUCCCAGCGGAGCCGGGCAAUGAACAGGACGGCAGCCUUUCCCUGCUCCAGGGGACGGUGGAGAUUACUCCAUUUCAGGAGGUCGUCUUGAAGGACCCAGAAAUUGUGGAGAGGAGGGAGUUUAAGAGGCAGAGGCGCGGGCAGAAGAACGAGCCGUGUAUUGGCAGCGAUGGAGACUGUAUAACGUGGGAGUUGGAGGUGGACCAGAUCCAUGACGUCAUAGCAGAUGGCUCCGAUUAUAUGGAGGAUGACCUGGAUGAAGACUUUGUCCUGGAGAGGAAGAUGCCAAGCUCCAGGAGGAGGUCCUGCAUGCCAAAGAAGAUCGUUCCCUUGGAACCGUCCACCAAUGACUCCAUGGCUGAUGGGGAAGAGCUGAAGAACAAAAAAAAUGCCAACGCCCCCGUGGAGUGUCCCAUAUGCCACAAGAAGUUCCUCAGCAAGUAUUAUCUCAAAGUCCAUAACAGAAAGCACACGGGGGAGAAACCUUUCGAAUGUACGAAGUGCGGGAAAUCCUACUUCAGGAAGGAAAACCUUUUGGAACAUGAAGCCCGGAACUGUAUGAGCCGAACCGAACAGGUGUUUAGCUGCACGUCUUGUCACGAGGUAUUUAAAAGACGGAUGGAGUUGCGGCUUCAUAUGGUGACCCACACCGGAGAUAUGCCUUAUAAGUGCUCUACUUGUCCUCAGCAGUUCAUGCAGAAGAAGCAUCUGCAGAGUCACAUGAUCAAAAUGCACGGAGAGCCAAAACCCCACGCUUGCCCCACCUGCGGGAAGUGUUUCUUCACGCGGACAGAACUUCGGUUGCAUGAAGCGUUUAAGCACCGCGGGGAGAAGCUGUUUGUGUGCGAGGAGUGCGGUCACCGAGCCUCGAGCAGGAGCGGCCUUCAGAUGCACAUCAAAGCCAAGCACAGAAAUGAACGUCCAUAUGUCUGCGAGUUCUGCCACCAUGCCUUCACCCAGAAAACCAACCUCAAUAUGCACCUGAAGACCCACACGGGGGAAAAGCCUUUCCAGUGCCACCUGUGCGGGAAGACGUUCAGGACACAAGCCAGUCUACACAAGCACAACCGAACGCACACGGGGGAACGGCCGUUUAGCUGCGACUAUUGCGACCAGCGAUUUACAGACAAAACGCCGCUCCUGCGGCACGUCGCCAGCCGACACCAGGAGGGCAGACCUUACUUCUGCCAAGUCUGCGGCAAAACCUUCAAAGCGUCGGAGCAGCUGCGCGUUCACGUGGCCAGACAUCGCGGCGUGAGAAAGUUUGAGUGCACGGAGUGCGGGUACAAGUUCACUCGGCAGGCUCACCUGAGACGUCACAUGGAAAUCCACAACCGGAUCGAGAACUACAACCCCCGCCAGAGGAAGCUCCGCAACCUGAUCAUAGAGGAGGAGAAGAGCGUGGUCAUCGGCCUGCAGAGCGCCCAGGAGCUGGACGUCGGCCCGACGGAAAUUAUAGUGGAGUCCAUCGCCAUCGCCGCCGCCCUGCCGGACGAGGUGACCGAGCAAAGACUGUGUCCGGAGGACGGCUUCCCGGCCGAGGUCAUGGAGGAGUCUAUAAUCAUCACCGCCACCGCCAUACCCAUGGAAGAGUGCGAGACGUGAGGAGACGCAACGCAGUAACUCUUUUUCUUUUCUUUUUUAUUUAUUGGACGGUUGCAACCAAUUUACAAAUAAAGACAGUCGUGCGAAGA